Messenger RNA from Octopus sinensis (East Asian common octopus), 1068 nucleotides. RefSeq lists its product as uncharacterized. Gene Ontology annotation, cellular component: extracellular region. The transcript is spliced from 5 exons. NCBI's taxonomy places the organism in Eukaryota, Metazoa, Mollusca, Cephalopoda, Octopoda, Octopodidae. The coding region runs from base 135 to 779 and encodes 214 amino acids. The record is from RefSeq and is a predicted model, not a curated record.
CAAGGUUCUUUUGCUCACGUAGAAAAGUCAAAUUUUUUUCUCUGAACGGCAACCGUCAGAUUAAUUUGCAACAAUCCUGUCUCGUCGACCGGUAGAAAGGACUAUUCAGCUGAGUCUCACUUUAAAGGAAUAUAAUGAUUAAGAAGCCUCCAGGUGUUUUGUCCCUCCAAAAUGUUUAUAUCAUUGGCACUUGCUUUGCUUUUGUGACAUGCUUUUCCCCACCAGGUUGCCCUUGUCAAGCAAAUACAGCCUACAAAUGCCCAGUACUGCCAAAGAGAAAUUGCGAAGUGGUUUAUGAUUAUUGCGGCUGUUGUCCACAAUGUGCUCUUGCCCUGGGUGAAAGAUGCCAAGAGUUCGGAACUGUAUGCCAAACUGGACUAAUUUGCCUUUGGGAUCGAUUCUGGUAUGAUGAACCUCUGUCUGGAAAAUGUUGGUAUAGAGGAUACGCCAGGAAAAUUCUGUCCAAUUCUUCGUUGACUGCGGGGAACAAGUUGAACUCGUCAACUGCGCAGCCCAACACGCCAAAAUAUGUGACUGCUGCUGCCGCUGCUUCUGCUGCUACAUCUACUGCUGCCAUUGCAGCGCACAAUCCGUCAAUUAAUAAUGAACCUAUUGCCGCUAUAACUACUACUACUAAGACAACUAAUUUUCCCACUACAUCUGCUGCUACAACAAGCUUUCAAAGGCAUUUCAAAAAGAAACCGCCGGCGAUCCAUUACCGACCUUCAAAAUGGGCGUAUUUAGUGAGACGAUUUGGGCCGAGGGAAGAUUUAAACUAGAAGAGUAUUGACCUACACUCAAUUUUUCUGAUAUGAAUUUUGACUUCAUCUACUAUGCAUUCUUCAGUAACCGUAUAUAAAUAAUGGACUAUAUACCGUCAUAUAUCAUAUAUAUUCGUAUAUUAUAUUCAUAUCAAUAUUUAUACAUUUAGCGGCCUUUUGCCAUUUAAAGAAUUUUCAGUAUUUAUACAUGCAUAAUGGCAUAAACGUAGAGAAAGAAGCAAAAAGAUUACAUUAUAAUUUCGUUUCUUAUUUGAACCAAUCCUGCUGUUAAAUCAACUGAAAAUAU